This is a messenger RNA of Hibiscus syriacus, 643 nucleotides long. RefSeq lists its product as uncharacterized. The transcript has a single exon. Lineage: Eukaryota; Viridiplantae; Streptophyta; Magnoliopsida; Malvales; Malvaceae. The coding region runs from base 6 to 572 and encodes 188 amino acids. Gene Ontology annotation, biological process: negative regulation of catalytic activity. The record is from RefSeq and is a predicted model, not a curated record. Gene Ontology annotation, molecular function: pectinesterase inhibitor activity.
UUCACAUGAACCCAACAGAAUCAUCCAUGGGAAUCCAUUUGCAUCUUUCCCAUCUCGGCCUUCUCCUCCUCCUUUUGAUCUCCUUCAACCACGCCGGCCGUCAGAAACUCGUUUCCGCCGACGAAACUCUAAUUCGAGUCCAAUGCAACAAUGCGGACGUCCCCCCGACAUGCGUCCGAUGCUUAGAAUCCGACCCUCAAAGCCAGUCAGCUGACAAGGUAGGCAUCGCGGCCAUCGUCAUAACAUGUCUGAGCGACAAGGCCGGGACGUUGUCGGGCAACAUGUCGGCUUUAGCCUCGGCCGUGCAUGAGAAGGAGGUGAAAUCUAUGUUGCAGAGCUGCGAGAAGUGGUUGUCGGUGGCGAUGACCCGUCUGGCCAACGCGACGAGGAUGUUGGAGGCGGGAGAGUACGACGGGACGAACGAGAACGUGGUGGCGGCGCUGGUAAGGGAGUUGGACUGCAGGCAAAAUGUGGAGGCGCAUAAUGUGACGGUCCCUGAUGGAGUGGUUUAUGAUAUGAGGGUUUAUGAAGAGCUCUCGGAGGCAGCAUUGAGAAUUGUUGAUAGGUUUUAGCAGCCUAUCAAUUACUUGUUACAGUUUGUGGGCUGGAAAAUGAAGAAAAGAAUAAAUUAAGGAGGAUAAUA